AUGGCCCAGAACACCACUUACGCCACACAAACCAAGUCCAUCGCUAUUCCAACGCCAAGCAAGAAGAACACACCCUCGCAAGAAGUCCAAAUAUACUCAUUCGAAGUCGGCAGCCCAGCCUACAGUGACUGCGAGUCAGCCCUGGACGAAGACGAGAACGCCUACGACAUGUACCACAUUCCCUCCCACCACCGAAGGAAUGCGUUGAGCUUCGAAGACGGCUUCGAAUUCCCCACAUUAGAGGUUGCCAAAGCUUUCGCCGGGGAUAUCCGUGACAAAACGAUUCUCGUAACGAGUAUCAACGUCGCCGUUAUUGGAUCUGCAACAGUACAAGCUUUUACUUCUCAGUCACCAGCUCAUAUCAUCCUCGCGAGCCACACUCCAUCCGAGAUCCGAGAGAGCAUCGACAAGCUUAAGGUUAAAUUGCCCAACGUAGAUUACCGCUCUCUCAUUCUUGAUCUUUCCACGCAGAGGACCGUCACAGCCGCUGCCUCGUGGGACGACGUCCCAACCAUCGAUAUCAUCGUCAACAGCGCAUCGUUCCCCAGCCCACGACCAACGAAGAUGGACUGGAAAUCCACUCCUCAAGGCGGCGUAGAACAACCCGAAGAGAGCGACCCGAACCAUCAACGUCUCGUCGCUGCCGCCCACGACGGUGCGCAUGCGCAUCGCGCUGAAAGCAAGCGGCUGUACAAGAAGCACGGCAUCCUGAGCAUCAGUCUGCACCCGGGCAUCACGAACACGGAGAUCAUCCGGGACGCCGCGCCCGACACCAAGGCCAUGGUCACCGACUAG
Messenger RNA from Daldinia caldariorum, 795 nucleotides. RefSeq lists its product as uncharacterized. The coding region runs from base 1 to 795 and encodes 264 amino acids. The transcript has 5 exons. The record is from RefSeq and is a predicted model, not a curated record. NCBI's taxonomy places the organism in Eukaryota, Fungi, Ascomycota, Sordariomycetes, Xylariales, Hypoxylaceae.